CUAUUUUGUUUUAGCCUGCGCUAAAUUAAGGCGUUUGUUUAAAGCUCGUAUGGAAUGGACUAUGAUGAUCUUACCAUUGAAGAAAAAGAAAGACUACAAUUCAUUAGGCAGCAGAAGACUCAGGUUAUGAAAAAUAUUGAGUCCUUAAAACUUGAACUUAAUGAAAUAAAUAAUCAGAUUGAAAGUCUUGGAUUUUCUGUUGAUGGAGAGGACCCAUCUGUUAGACGACUUGCUCAUGGCUGCAAGGAGUUCAAUCGGAAUGCCAAAACAGGGUCUAGAAUACCUCUUUGACCAAAAUAUAAUUGGAAGGUCUCCAGAGGAUGUAGCAAAGUUUUUUAUCGAUCAAAACCACAAUUUAUCUAAACAUGCCGUAGGCACAUAUAUUGGAGAGAUUUCUAAAGAAUUUAACAUGAAAGUUUUGGAUGCAUUUUCUAAGUUGCAUAAUUUUAAAGAUGAAGAGUUCCUACCUGCCCUUAGACAAUUUCUGUUUAGUUUUCAAUUGCCUGGUGAGAGUCAAAAGAUCGAUCGCAUUUUAACAAGUUUCUCUGAACGUUAUGUAGAACAGAAUCCUUCCGUUUUUAAUUCGCCACGUAUGUUAACGUAUUGUACAUGUGAUAUCUGUUAUUUUUUAUUGCUGUCUUUUUGGGGGGCUAAUCAGCUAUUCUACCGCAAAAUCAAACGGUCUGGUAGUUUUACUUAGAAUUAUAUUCUAUAAAUUUGUUCGAUUAUGUUUUAAUCUGAUAAAUCGAUUUUUAUUCUAUGAUACAAUCAACUGAUAACUAGCAAUAAUAAUUAAGGACAAUUCUGG
Molecule: messenger RNA, 808 nt
Organism: Schistosoma turkestanicum
Lineage: Eukaryota; Metazoa; Platyhelminthes; Trematoda; Strigeidida; Schistosomatidae
Source: the annotation of a GenBank genome assembly